Molecule: messenger RNA, 1398 nt
Organism: Heterocephalus glaber (naked mole-rat)
Lineage: Eukaryota; Metazoa; Chordata; Mammalia; Rodentia; Bathyergidae
Source: RefSeq, a predicted model, not a curated record
CCUGGUGUGGGAGAAGGAGGGGUGAAGACUGGAAUCCCAGUUAGGUCACAGACAAAAAGAAACCAGGAAGUAAAGAGAUAUUGUUACAAUCUAAACGGAACUCAGGAUGUUAAAGGCAGCAGCCUCUGUAGGUUGGUUACUCAUUAGCGAAAAGGAAGGACUAGUGGGCCCCACUGGAGCGAGGCGAGCAGCCGGGACUUGGGGCGAGACCUGCUGGCACGGGCCAGGCAGGAAACCACCUGGCUAUCCAGUGCCCACUGACUUCUGCUGGGGAAGCUGCGGCCGCAUACAGCAAGACAGGGUGAGUCUCCAGGCCAGAGCUUGCUGCAGCCAGGGCUACAGGACUUGCAUAUUCUCCAGAGUAUGGUGAACUGGACCUGAUUUCAGAGUUGCCUGGUGUUGGAAGAGAAAGGGGACCUACGACAAUUGCGGGAGAGGGAAGCCUCUCCCCUGCUACUGGCCAGGCCACCAUGGGGAACGUCUGUUUGAGGCUCCGGGCAUACUUGCAGCCCUACCUCCCCUGUCUGUCCCAGGACGUCGACAGCUCAGUGGUGAUCGAGAAUCCAGGGGCCCGCUGUGCCCCGGAACCUCCACGGUCUCCGAAGCAGAAGCUGGAGCAAAGCCGUGGCCAGUACUUUGUUGCUCUGUUUGAUUACCAAGCUCGGACUGCGGAGGACCUGAGCUUCCGGGCAGGAGACAAACUUCAAGUCCUGGACACUUCCCAUGAGGGCUGGUGGUGGGCCAGACACUUGGAGAAAAGGGAAGACAGCUCUGGCCAGCAACUGCAGGGCUAUAUUCCUUCCAACUACGUGGCUGAGGACAGGAGCCUGCAGGCAGAGCCGGGGCUGCUAUUGGUACCCACACGACUCACAUCCUCUGUGCUGGGAACAGUGGAAUGGCAUCCCAGAAGCCCCUUCCUCUGGGCUGAGAGUGGUGGAAUGGCAGCCAGUAGGCCCCUUCCUCUGCUCUGGGAGUGGUGGAACGGUGGCCUGGAGUCCCCUACCUCUGCACUGGGAGCAGUGGUAUGGGUGGCCCAAAGCCCACUUCCUCUGUGCUGCAAGUGGUGGAACAGCAGCCCAGAAGCCCCUUCCUCUGCACUUGGAGAGGUGGACAGGUCUCUCUACAUGAUUCUGAGGGAUUGAAAUUGGGACUUUGUGCUUGUGAGGCAGGCAGUGGCACCACUGAGCUAAAUCCCUGGCCCCGUAUUUGGAUCUAUUUUAAACUAAAGGUGAGCUUUUAUAUUAUCUUUAACUCCAGUAUAUUAAUACAUGGAUUAUUUAGCAUUUUCACCUGGCUUAUUUGUAAAUUUGUAUGACCUCGGUGGGAAAUCUGGCCCUCACAAUCUGUUUUUUUUAAUUAUUGAAUUUCAGUCAUUUGAGAGAUCCAAACAAAAACAAU